AUGGACCCCGCGCCCCGAGCACAGACCUGUUGGCUGUCAGACCGCCUCCCACUGCUGCUGGUGCUCAGCCUCGGGCUGUGCCCCCCCGGGACACAGGCCCCCACAGCCCCCCCGGACACAGGCGGCCCCCGGACACCGGCCCCACAGCCCCCCCGGGACACAGGCGGCCCCCGGGACACCGGCCCCACAGCCCCCCGGGACACAGGCGGCCCCCCCCGGGACACAGGCGCCCCCCCCGGCCCCACAGCCACAGCCCAGGACAUCAACACCGGAAUUGAAUGGCUGACUAAGUUUGGUUACCUGCCGCCCGCAGACCCGGUCACUGGGCAGCUGCAGACACAGGAGGGCUUGACCAAAGCCAUCCGGGCCAUGCAGACAUUCGGGGGCCUGAAGAUCAGCGGGAUCUUAGACCAGGCCACGCUGACGCUGAUGGAGACGCCUCGCUGCUCUCUGCCCGACAUCCCCAUCCCCGACCAGGAGAUGGUGAGGAGGAGGAGGAGGCGAUCGGCUCCGAGCGGGAACAAGUGGAACAAGAGGAACCUCUCCUGGAGGAUCCGGACCUUCCCGGUCGAGUCGCAGUUGAGCCGCGACACGGUGCGAGUGCUGAUGUUUUACGCCCUGAAGGUGUGGAGCGACAUCGCGCCCCUCAACUUCCACGAGGUGGCCGGGGAGCAGGCCGACAUCCUCAUCGACUUCUGCAAGGCUUUCCACAACGACAAGUACCCGUUCGACGGGCCGGGCGGGGCUGUGGCUCACGCCUUCUUCCCCGGGGGGGGCCUGGUGGCCGGCAACACGCACUUCGACGACGACGAGGAUUGGACCUUCCGCUCCUCGGACGCCCAGAAGAUGGACCUGUUUGCUGUGGCUGUGCAUGAAUUUGGACACGCCCUGGGUCUGUCCCACUCCUCGGCCAACAAUUCCAUCAUGCGGCCUUAUUACCAGGGGCCUGUUGGUGACCCCCUCAAGUACCAGCUCCCCUACGACGACAAGCUCCGCAUUUGGCAGUUGUACGGAGUCCGAGACCUGCUGAUCUCAACAUCCCGACCGGGAGCCGAGGAGCCAUCGGAUUAUCCCGCACUUCCCAAACCUCCGAAAUCCCGACCCACUGCACAACUCAGACCGGAUGCCCCUGACAGGUGUAACGCGCACUUUGAUGCCGUGGCUCAGAUCCGAGGAGAAGCUUUCUUCUUCAAAGGCAAAUAUUUCUGGCGCCUGACACGGAAUAAGCAUUUGGUGUCACUACAGCCAGCACAGAUCCAGCGAUUCUGGUGGGGGUUACCCAGCAACCUGGGCAAUUUGGAUGCUGUGUAUGAGAGAUCAGUGGACCAUAAGAUAGUCUUUUUCAAAGGCAGCAGAUAUUGGGUGUUCAAAGAUAACAAUGUGGAGGAGGGUUACCCCCGCUUGCUAGCUGACUUUGGCCUGCCAGUACAGGGUAUUGAGGCAGCUUUUGUCUGGCCCCACAAUGACAAGACCUAUUUCUUUAAGGACAACCAAUACUGGAGAUACGAUGAUCACAGCCGGAGGCUGGAUCCCGAGGCCCCGGAGGAAAGCUUGCUGUGGAAAGGCCUACCCAGCAACAUAGAUGAUGCAAUGAGGUGGUCUGAUGGAACCACCUACUUCUUCAAAGGGAAAAGUUACUGGAAAGUUUUGGACGGACACACGGAGGUGUCAGCGGACUCGCCACGGUCCAUAGCCAGAGACUGGCUGAUGUGCAGCGACAUGCAGGCGGACGGAGUCGAGGUGGAGCUGGCCAGCUCGCGGCACGGACACCCGGAUCACACCCGGUCUGAGGAGGAGGAGAAGAAGAAGCAGCAGCAGCAGCAGCAGCAGCCCAGUUGCUCCUGUACCUCGUCUGCAGCGCAGCCGAGCGGACCAGAGGCUGUUUGGAGGCAGAGGGCGGCUCACCUCGUGGCGGGCUUGCUGUUUGCCACCGCUGCCGCGGCAGUGGUUUAGAGACUGGAUCGACAUGUCUCGGGGAUAUUCUGCCGACACUCACACCCGGCGACCAACUAACCACCACCGGCUCGGAAACCUUCAGCUUCUCCAACCAUUGAGGAAUCGCAGAGAUGAGAUUCCGUUUGAUCUCUCUGGUGGCGGGAAGCGAAAUAAUCACCUCC
Messenger RNA from Callorhinchus milii (elephant shark), 2117 nucleotides. It is a transcript of the gene mmp17a, whose product is annotated as matrix metallopeptidase 17a. Gene Ontology annotation, biological process: collagen catabolic process; extracellular matrix organization; proteolysis. NCBI's taxonomy places the organism in Eukaryota, Metazoa, Chordata, Chondrichthyes, Chimaeriformes, Callorhinchidae. The transcript has 10 exons. The coding region runs from base 1 to 1953 and encodes 650 amino acids. Gene Ontology annotation, cellular component: extracellular matrix. Gene Ontology annotation, molecular function: zinc ion binding; metalloendopeptidase activity. The record is from RefSeq and is a predicted model, not a curated record.